AUGCAGAUUGUUGAAACGCCAAUUUUUAAUACAGAAUACGAUGAAAUUGGUGACAUUUGUACUUCAGAUAAAAAAAUAAUCGAAAAUUUGCUGAACAAAUAUAAAACAUAUAAGACACCAUCAGAAGAAGGUGUAAUUGUUUGGGUUGAGGUAUGGGUUCAGGAGGUGAACUCAGUUAAUGAAAUAACAUCUGAUUUUGAUUUGGAUAUUUACGUAACCGAAUUGUGGAUUGAUAAUGCUCUUAGAUAUGAUGACUUGAAUCCUUGCAAGUAUAAUCUGUCUCUCAAACAAAUAUGGAAACCAAACACAGUAUUUAUUAAUAGCAAAUCAGCUACUAUACAUAAAUCACCUUUCACUAAUCUCUUUCUUAUGAUUUAUCCCAAUGGUACUGUAUGGUAUAAAAAUUACAGAGUGCAGAUUAAAGGUCCAUGUCAAAUGGAUUUUACUUCGUUCCCUAUGGAUGAACAAACAUGCCUGCUUACAUUUGAGAGCUUCAAUUACAACAAUCAGGAAGUUGACAUGCAGUGGAUAAGCACAAAAGCACCUUUAAUACUAUUAAAAGAUGAAAUAAUUCUGCCUGAUUUCGUACUUACAAGUUAUAAUACAUCCAUCACAUAUCCAGCAGGUGUUUGGAAUGAAUUGACGAUGACGUUCACAUUUACUAGACGCUAUGGAUGGUAUAUAUUUCAAGCCUACGUCCCAACAUAUCUCACAAUUUUUAUCAGCUGGAUCAGUUUCUGCUUAAGUUCCAAGAUGAUUCCAGCUCGCACUAUGCUUGGCGUUAAUUCACUUCUUGCUCUUACCUUUCAUUUUGGUAACAUCAUGAGAAAUUUACCUCGUGUCAGUUACGUGAAAGCUCUCGAUGUUUGGAUGCUAUCGUGCCUUUCGUUCGUAUUUUGCUCACUUCUCGAAUUAGCUGUCAUCGGUUCAAUGAAUGAAAGCAGUGAAGUCAGUUUGGCAUAUAUAUUACAGUUUCUCGCCCCAAAUGAUCCACGGAUGAAGACAAAAGUAUUCGUCGCAUCAUCUGAAAAUCGUUUGAAAACUAAGAAAGUUAUUGGGAGAAAAUUUUCAAGGUUCAGAAUUUAUCAGCCAAUAAGGACACUGCUGAUUGCAUUUAUGAUUUUUUCUCAAGAAGUACUACUGAAUUCCAUCGAUAUAUCUUCUCCAAAUCCAGUAAGAAAAGCGCGACGAUCAAUCAGUAAGAAAACUAAUUGGACGGCUGACCGCAUUGAUCGACUCUCCAUAAUUCUAUUUCCCAGUUUGUUUACAAUAUUCAAUAUCAUUUACUGGAGUUAUUACCUAUCACGUACUAAAAAAUAA
Thelazia callipaeda (thelaziosis nematode) is the source of this 1320-nucleotide messenger RNA. The record is from the annotation of a GenBank genome assembly. NCBI's taxonomy places the organism in Eukaryota, Metazoa, Nematoda, Chromadorea, Rhabditida, Thelaziidae.